Dentiscutata erythropus is the source of this 159-nucleotide messenger RNA. The record is from the annotation of a GenBank genome assembly. NCBI's taxonomy places the organism in Eukaryota, Fungi, Glomeromycota, Glomeromycetes, Diversisporales, Gigasporaceae.
AUGGCCAAAUAUAUAUUAGAACAGGGUGGUGUUUUUAGAGACUUUAAGCAUUGGGGAACUAUGCCAUUAGCUACCAGAACACGAAGGCAUCAAGAAUAUCACACUGAUGGACAUUUUUAUGAUUCGUUGCAAUAUUGUAAAAUUUGGAAGAUAUUGUAA